Molecule: messenger RNA, 1614 nt
Organism: Myripristis murdjan (pinecone soldierfish)
Lineage: Eukaryota; Metazoa; Chordata; Actinopteri; Holocentriformes; Holocentridae
Gene: slc7a11
Product: solute carrier family 7 member 11
Exons: 12
Coding region: 48-1556 (502 amino acids)
Biological process (GO): amino acid transmembrane transport
Cellular component (GO): membrane
Molecular function (GO): L-amino acid transmembrane transporter activity
Source: RefSeq, a predicted model, not a curated record
GUAUUAGGCAGCAUUAAAAAAAAAAAAAAAAAAAAAAAAAAAAAAAAAUGACCAGAAGGUCUGUAUCCACUCAUGGAGAUAAAGUUGUGGCAAAUGGACAAAAACUUUCCCAGAAUGGGACUCAGUUGGAGCCUAACGGGAAACAUGAUGGUGACGGUCCAAAGGGGAAGGUGGAACUGCGGAAGAAGGUGACCUUGCUCCGUGGGAUCUCCAUCAUCAUUGGGACCAUCAUUGGAGCCGGGAUCUUCAUUUCUCCCAAGGGAAUCCUGAAGCACACGGGCAGCGUGGGAAUGUCGCUGGUGGUGUGGAUUGCUUGCGGCGUGCUGUCGCUCUUCGGAGCCCUGUCAUAUGCUGAGCUGGGGACUUGUAUUAAGAAAUCUGGUGGACAUUACACCUACAUCCUGGAAGCCUUUGGACCUCAGAUGGCCUUCAUAAGACUAUGGGUUGACGUGAUUGCUAUAAGGCCUGCAGGGAUGGCGGUGAUCGCUCUGGCCUUCGGUCACUACAUCUUGGAGCCUCUGUUCAUGCCCUGUGGAAUCCCUGUCAUGGCUGUCAAACUGGCCACGGCUGUUGGCAUCACUUCAGUCAUGGUCCUGAACAGCUUAAGUGUGACCUGGACAGCCAGGAUUCAGAUCGUCCUCACCUUCUGCAAGCUCCUGGCCAUCGCCAUCAUCAUCGUGCCUGGGAUGCUCGAGCUCUUUAAAGGUGAAACCAGGAAUUUUGACAAUGCCUUUGACUUGGGCAGUAUUAAGCUGAGUGGUCUCCCUCUGGCCUUUUACUCAGGGAUGUAUGCAUAUGCUGGGUGGUUCUAUCUGAACUUUGUGACAGAAGAGGUGGACAACCCUGAGAGGACCGUGCCGCUGGCUAUCUGUAUCUCCAUGGUGAUUGUGACUUCCUGCUAUGUGCUGUCCAACGUAGCGUAUUACGCCGUCAUGUCGCCGGAGGAGCUCCUGGCCUCGGAGGCAGUUGCCGUGACGUUUGCCGAGAAGCUGAUGGGGAAGUUCUCCACGGUGGUGCCGGUAUUUGUGGCCAUGUCGUGCUACGGCUCCAUGAACGGCUGCCUCUUUGCCAUCUCAAGGAUGUUCUUCGUGGCAUCGCGUGAAGGACAUCUCCCCGAGGUUUUGUCUAUGAUCCACAUCCGCAGACACACUCCGCUGCCUGCUGUCCUCGCACUGUACCCUAUGACCAUGCUCCAGCUGUUUGUGGCAGACAUCUACAGCCUGUUAAACUUCAUGAGCUUCCUGCGUUGGCUGUUCAUCGGCGUGGCGGUGCUGGGAUUGAUAUACCUCCGAUACACGCAGCCCGAUCUGCCCCGGCCUUUCAAGGUGCCCCUCAUCAUCCCGGCGGUGUUUUGCCUCACAUGUUUCCUCAUGGUCUUCAUGUCUCUGUACUCGGAUCCAGUCAACACAGGGAUUGGUUUUGCCAUUUCCCUCACUGGCAUCCCGGCCUACUACAUCUUCAUAGUCUUUGACCGCAGACCAAAGUGGAUACAGAAGGCAAUAGAUUCCUGCAACAAAUUCCUGCAGAUCCUCCUGGAGGUCAUCCCUGCUGAAUAACACUCCACCAACACUGGGGCCCUUGUUUGGUUGCUUAAAGUCACAUUCUUGUACUGUG